Pomacea canaliculata is the source of this 8313-nucleotide messenger RNA. RefSeq lists its product as uncharacterized. Gene Ontology annotation, molecular function: protein binding; protein kinase activity; ATP binding. The record is from RefSeq and is a predicted model, not a curated record. NCBI's taxonomy places the organism in Eukaryota, Metazoa, Mollusca, Gastropoda, Architaenioglossa, Ampullariidae. Gene Ontology annotation, biological process: protein phosphorylation.
CUACGUUUCCAAGCUGCGUGUAAACAGUACGUGCCCCAGCGUGACAUUGAUUUGUACGUGAUGGAUGUUGCGUACUCGUAUAUCCACCCAUCAAGAGUUGAGAAAGAUUUUGUUGAAGAUUACCAGAGUGUCAGCAGAGAUGACAAAAGAUGUAUGUUUGGUUGAGAAUAAUGAGAACAUGAAGAAAGAUGCAUUUGUACUUGAUGACAGUAAGUACAUAAAAGAAGACUUACCUGUGCUUGAUGACAAUGCGUACAGACAGCAGCAGCACCCCUGCAAGUGGCAGCAUUUUGACAAGCUCCAGUGCUGCACAUCAGGGGGAACCAUCCCAUGCCUCUCGCCUCCAGCGUGUAUCAUCUUCCUCCUAUUUUGACAUUGCCAACACCAUCUUGGGCAGUUCUGGUGAUUUGGAUGAAGUACUACUUUGCGCUGCAAGGGAUGGAGACUUGAACAAACUGGAGCAGUUGCUUUGUCAGCGAAAUGACAUCAUUGUGGACGUUGACUGUAAAGACAGGCGGACUGGCAACACAGCCCUCAUAUUGGCAGCCAAGAAAGGAUAUGCUAAGAUGAUACAGCUCUUGCUGAGACACGGUGCAGACCCCACUCUUCACAACUAUGAGGCGCAGACGGCCCUGGAAGUGGCUACGAGUGCCACAAAAACCAUCCUUCUGGACUGGGUCAACCGGUCAACAGAAUGCACUCACAGGCUGUUGCUUCAGGCUGCAUGGCAGGGCAAUUUGGAGGUCAUCAGGCGUCUGCUGGUAGUAAACAAGUCCUUGGACAUAAACUGCCAGAAUGCAGAAGGGCUGACCCCCUUACUGCUUGUGGCCAAGGAUGUUCAACUAUUUGAACGCCUGGGAGUGCAGCUAAAUCGGCGGUACAAUCCAGUGGAGGUGGCAGAGUUGUUAAUAAAGGCCCGUGCAAAUAUACAUGCGCUGGAUAACGAUGGGAAGACAUGCCUCCAUCACGCAGCUCAGUCGCGUGCAGGAGCUGCAGAGAAACUGGUCCAUGCUUUCAUCACCUGUGGCUCAGAUGUUGAUCAACUUGAUAAACGUCAGUAUGCUGCCAUUCACUGGGCUUCACACUUUGGCAAUGUUAAUGUUGCGUUGGCGUUACUUGACGGUGGCUCAGAGGUUAAUUGCCGAGGUUUUGCAGGUCUCACACCUCUUCAUAUAUCAGCACACAAUGACCAUCAGCUUACAGCAGUCACUCUGCUGCAGCAUGGUGCUGACAUUACGUUGACUGAUGACAGGGGGAUGACAGCUGUGGACCUGGCAAAAACACGCAAGAUGAAGACCACCCUUAGAGAAGCAUGGGCAGAGGCCACGCAAAAGUGCAAGCCAGCAGAACUUGGUCCAGUGCGAGUGACAAGUCGAGAAGAGUCUAAGUUAUACAUGCAUGAGGAAAAUCAUAAGGCACGAAAAGGAGAAGUUGUUUUUGAGGGUAUGGUGGCCAACUCUAACCCAGCUCAAAGAACAGGACAAUUACCAUGCAGACGAGCUGAGCAGCAAACACUUCAAGACAUUGAGAAUGGAAAAUAUACACCAACUCCAGUGUACAGUCGAGAGAGCACGCGGCCACUUGGCACAGUGCGAACCAAGAUGCCUUCUAUCCUGCCACAGAUUUCAAAGCAAUCCCCAUCACCAGCAGGCUGCCAGUCCCCAGAGUCACCUCCUGCAGGAAGCAGGAAUGCAGCUGAGGAUUUACGAAGGUCACUUGAAGAUGGGAGAAAUAUGCUGGACAAAGGUCACAGAGCAGAAGAGCACAAGAGACAACUUCAGUGCCAUCGACAUGAACAUGAGGCCUGUCUCACACAGACGAACGGGUCUGAUCCAGUUUCCACCACCAGCAUUGGUGAUCUGGCAGUUUCUGCCGACAAUAUCAUCAGCAGACGAGGGCGCUCAGUGUCGACUGGUGAUGGGGAGAGCUGUGAAAUGGGAGGAACAAGCACUGAGCGUAUGUCCCAGUUACGUACACCACUUGAUCGGGACACCACAAUGUGCGUCAACAUUCCACCAAUGAUCCCUGAAGGAAACAGUCCCAGAAAUCCCACAAAUGUGCUGUCUUAUGAGAGAAAUGUCACUAACUCCCAAGGUUCCACAAUGCCAGUCCAGAUAAUUCCAUUGCCUCCUAACUCGUCUAGGAUACUGCCUCCCACACCCACCUUCUUGACACAGGGAUCAUUCAUUGCUGUAGAGGGGGCCCUGGCUAAGGCCAUGAAAGAUGAUGACUCAUUGUCUUCCAAGGAGCCAUCUCCAAGAUCUGAUGAUGAUGAUGACAACAAAAUUCGGAUGGUUUUGGCCAACCCCAUGGAGCUAUUUCGUUCACGCUCUCUGCUUAAGGAAGAAUUCAUUUUGGCUGAAAGCCGACCUUCUGACAUUGUUGUAGGGUCCUCUGGAAGUGACCCUGCGUCAAGCUGCAGCAGUCUUUCCUCAUCUUCCCUGUCUCCUCGAGACCUUGGUUUUUCUGGCCACAUGUCCCAUCGAGCCAGCGACCCAUCUCUUGUCGAAAUGUUGCUGCAGAGACUGGGGCACAAAUCGAAUGUAGCAAACACUGUUGUUAAGAGUAUGCAAAACAGCAGUACCGCUCAAGGAGCCCCAUUCUCUGGCAAAGGCCAGCUGGUUAUUAUGCGAGACUCUUUUCAAAAUGUGAGUUCUAUGUCUUCAACAUCUGAAACAGUUUGCUUGCAGAAGCAAAUAAAAAAUCUGGAUAAGAAACUUGAAGAUGACACUGCUGAUUCAUCCCAGAUUGUCUUGGGAUCUGGUGUUGGGUCAGUGGAGGCUGGUGCUGCUGUCAGAGAGAGAAAGGAUGUGACUGUCAAACCUUCAUCUGGUGAUGUUGUAUCCUUAAUACAAAAUGUACCUGGUCCCUGUGUUUCUGAAACUUAUCCUAAGAACAGUGAAAGAAAAGAAACUGGUGGUUCUAAAGUUUGUGACACAUCAAAACCCAGUGUUGGUUCAAAAACCAAUGACUAUUCUAAACCGGGUGUAUUUUCAAGAUCUGGUAUUUCAUCAUCAUACUCAUCUUUGACUCCAUCGAGUGCUGUUUCAAAGAGUAUGAAGCAUUUUAACAAAGAUGUGAGUAAGAAAGUUAGCAACAAGAUUAAGGAAACUGCUUCAACCAGUACAUCACCCAAAACCUGUUCAGAUACCAUAAAGUCUGCCAGCAAGAGCAGCAACAUUGUUUCUUCUGUCUCUCAUUCAUCAGUGCCCAGGCCAGUUUCUUCUGCAAUAUUGCUUUCAUCCUUUGAAUCUACCUCAGAAUCAAACAUAGCAUCAUCUUUACAGACAAAAUCACCCUCAUCAGAAAAUCUAUCCUCACAUAUGCCUGCUCCCUCAGCUGAAAAGAAACCUGCUGAAGUGACUGCAAGAUGUAAAACAUCUGAAAGCACGCAGAAAAAAGAUGGUGUUACAGCAGGAGGUGCAAAGUACUGUUCUGCAAACACCCGUGCAACAUUAGCAAGAGGUUUAGAGGGUAAUUCAAGGAGCCCAGCUUCUUCCGAGUGCAAGAAUGCCAAGAUACCUCCCACUAAUUUGUGUCAAACCAGUUGUCCUGAACCUAGCCAGAAAGUUUCAUCAGAUUUGGCAUCUUCAAAGGCUUCAUCAUUGGCUACAUCAUCAUCAGCCUGUGUAACAGCUCUAACUGAAAAAAACACGAACAAAGUAGAAAGGGAUGUCAUGAAGGGAAGCUCUUUAGGGCCCUCAAGUGCAAAAAGCAAAAAUAUUACAAAAAAUUCACAAGGUAGUAUGUGUACAGAACCUGGAAGCAGGAGAACUGUUACCCCAAGCAGUUCACAGGGAACUAUCUUGAUGAAAGAUACUCAGAUGUCAUCAGAAAUCACUUCUGGAAGAAAGACAAGUGCCAGUCAAGGAGAACCAAGUUCCAGACAGGCUAACCUUGCAAAAGCUGCAUCAGCUGAUCCGCCUGCUCACAAGACCACCAAUACUGCUGACGGUGCAAUAUGCAGACCACAAGCAUCCCUAGUAAAUUCAGACUACUCCCAUGGCACACAAUCCAAGAUGGCACCUACAAAAAAAUCAGAACAUUCUUUUCUGUCCAAGGCAGUGCCUGAAGAUAAGAUCUCCAAGAACCAGGCUGAAGUGCAGAAAGAUGAUAAAAAUGAGCAUGAUAUUGAACCUCUAGUGAAGAUCACUUUUGGAAAGAUUGACUCCAGGGCUGCUGCUGCUCUCAGAUGUCCCAGUGACCCUGCAGUUUUCAAGAGCACACCUGUCAUCGUUAACCCCUUUGAGCACCUGCCAGUGUGCCAGUCUGUCAAAGAUAAUUGUCCAAGGCAUGUAACUAUGGCCGAAAAACCAAGCAAAGAUGCUGGCCUUUGUAAAGGAAAAAAGGGAAAACCAUCCAGAAGCACCAAGAGAGGAAGAGAGAAGAGACCUGUGUCUGGUUCCUCUCGCCAAGCUUCUGCAGGUCGACGAGGAAGAAAGAGCAGAGAAGGAAAAGCAAGCGAAGGUGUAGAGUCUCGUCCUCGCAGUGGAAAGACCAUAGGAAGAGCUCGAUCAGGAAAGAGAAGAACCAAAAAGCAGGCAGACAAACAGGAAGACACAGAAGACAAUUUGGCAGAAGUAGCUACCAAGGGUGAUGUAGCAUUGAUAUCUGGCAUUGGGUGGCACCUGGCAACUCCUUGUGUAGACACCUCUGACAUACAUGCAGCUUCUAGCAUCCAUUACAGCUCAUCUGAUUUCGAGGAUUCUGACGACACAGAAUCAGUUGCAGAUGAUGACAAAGUGUGUGAAUACCUUGAUGUCAGGCAGGGACAGGUGUCCACAUCACCACGCUUUAGAGAAGUAAAGGGUGAAGGAGGUAAAGCAGAUGUGACCAUACCUGUCAUGCUCAACGACGGAUUUCCACCCAUGAAUUUAGACAUGACUCUGAUGAACAGCAAUGCCAGGCCACAGAACAAUGGUGUCAGGUCCACAAGCAGUGAUGCUGAAGAUAAUGGUGCUAAAGUCAGUGCAGUGUUGAAUGAUGAACUCGCUGAUUUAGAGCAUAUAAGAGACAUCACCACAAAAGAUAUGUUACUGGGAAAACUCACGCCUAUUCCAGAAAUUCCCUCAUUGUCUGGAGUGUGUGAAGCAAUUGCUAGGUUUGAUCAUUGUCUGAAAGAAGGACAGCUUAGUCAGUUGCUGGAAGGAGCAGUGCAGGAAAAGAAAGACUCUGCUUUACCCUACACUAAGGGUGGAAAUGACAGUUCUAGUUGUGGGCCUGAGAUGGAUUUACAGACAAGAAAAUUGAACAAUUCUGGUUUGAAUUUACUAGAAUCAGCAUCUACCAUGGAUGUGUGUGCAAAACAAAAUUUUGAGAGAGAUCCAGAAAACACUCAUAUAAUUUUUAAUGAGGACAGCACAGAAAACAAGGUAAAGAAAGAACGCAAGUUUUCAGAGUCAAAAAAAGAUGAGGAAGAAAUAAACAUCGCCAUAGAUGAGAUUCUCAGUGCCACAAGUACCUCAAUGUCUUCUACUCUAAAGUCAACUUCUACCUUGAGGUCUGGAGCUGUCACUUUCACUGAAGGAGACCAUCGUCUGCUUGCCAAGCUGAAGUCACAAAACAAAGACUCACCUUUCUAUGCUCAUCGAGAAAAUUCUCCAGAGGAUGAACCCAAGACACCUGGUGGAGGUAUUGAAGAAGAAGAAAGACUUAUCUCACAUCAUGCUCUUAAACAAAGAAAUGCUCGAAGCAGAGGGAAAUUUCAAGAGCUUAAGAAGGCAUCUGCAGGCAACACCCAGGAACUGGCUGGCCAAAAGACAAAGGCCAAAGGCAUCGAGGAUCCAAAUGUAGCUAUCGGUGCCCAGGGUGGCUAUGAGGAUGUGGUGGAAGCUCUUGCAGGAGACAUUACUCACAAUGCUCUAGUGAACACGGCUGUUUCUGAGACAAUGUGCAGUCGCCUAAGUGGUCGACGUGGAAGCAGAAGCAGUAGUGCCUCCACAACAGAUAGCACAGAGGAGACAAUUCAGUGGAAAAAAGGCAAUGUUCUGGGCAAAGGAGCUUUUGGCACAGUCUGGUGUGGACUGACCAAUGAAGGAGAGCUGAUUGCUGUAAAGCAGAUUGAGUUGACAACAACAGACCGAUGCAAAGCUGAAUUUGAGUAUGAAAAGGUGCAGGAGGAGGUGGAGCUACUGAAGACUCUCAGCCACACCAAUAUUGUUGGGUACCUCGGCACAAGUUUUGAGGACAACAUUGUGAGCAUCUUUAUGCAGUUUGUUCCUGGAGGCUCUAUAGCCAGCAUCUUGGCUAGGUUUGGUGCCUUAGAUGAAGCUGUGUUUCGUAGGUACACACGACAGAUACUGCAGGGUGUCGAGUAUCUUCAUAGCAAUGAUGUCAUCCACAGGGACAUCAAGGGAGGCAAUGUCAUGCUCAUGCCCAAUGGUGUCAUCAAGCUCAUUGACUUUGGCUGUGCAAAACGUCUGUGCAUCAAUCUAAGUCUUUCUCAGACCCAGAUCCUUCGAUCGAUGAAGGGAACACCAUACUGGAUGGCACCUGAAGUGGUUAAUGAAUCUGGACAUGGGAAGAAGUCUGAUAUAUGGAGCAUUGGAUGCACUGUUUUUGAAAUGGCCACCAGGAAACCACCUUGGGCUGAAAUGAAUCCUAUGGCUGCCAUCUUUGCCAUUGGCUCAGAUAAACCAGUGCCAAAACUUCCAAAUAGGUUCUCACUCGAAGCCAUCAGUUUUACUGAACGAUGUCUCACCAGGGAUCAAACCCAACGACCUUCAGCUUCUGAACUGUUGACUGAUUCCUUCAUGCUGGAAAGAAUACCCAAGAAAUAAAAAAAAAAGAGACGAUUCUUAGACUUCCUGCAUCAUAAUAUUUAUGAUCUAAAGUCAGCAGUAAAUCUUUGUAACUGAUAUUAAUCAUUAGUGUAGCAUGCUUAAAAUUAAAAUCGUAGAACAUCUUGGUCUUAACAAAAAUUAAGCCGUUUGAUAUACUUGGCCAGAAUAGUUUCUUAGAAAGAUACUUUGUGACUUGGUAAGAUACUUUGAUACUUUUUGACCAUCAGUGAAGGAAAGUGCAGUGCUUUUGUUCACAGGACUGGGUGGUGCGUUGUCUGCAGGACUGUUAUAGAAUGUGCAGCAAUUUGCAUAGGUUUGCAGGGCUUCUGCUUACGCAAAAAACUGCGUACAGUACGCAUUAAAAGUUCGGAGGUCCCCUUCAAAUUUGGGCGAAGAACAGGGACCCCUUAAAAAUCUGAAGAAGGGGUCCCUGGGACCCCAAAGAAUUUAGCCUUAGCAGAAGCCCUGGUUUGAAAUGUACAGUAAUCUACAGAACAGUUACAGAAAAUGUCAGAACUGUUGCAGACUAUGUUGUUAUUAGCAUGGCUGUUGAAAAAUACACAGCGGAAAAUCUGCACGACAGUUGUGGAACACCCCGUACAUCCGCAUGACUGUGAUGGAGUCUGCACAUUUGUACGCUUUUGUGCAUGAAGCAAAAAUCAGGCAUGGACUGUACCAUUAAUCUGCUCUAAUCACUUCUGUGCAGGGCAUUCCUGGAAAGUUAGAUGAUGUUGAAUAAGAGUUUUAUGUUCAUUACAGUGUUGUUUCUUGUGAUUGUUUUCUCUUAACUAGUGCUGGUUAAUAUUUGUGAACCGAGAUGGAUGCAUGUCUGAUUUUGCUGUUUCUGUGUUGGCAUACUUCACAUCUGAUUGUAAUGCCCCCUAUUUUCUAAUUUUACAGAGUUCUCAUCUUGGAUGCUUAAACAAUUGUAUUUAAGACUCAAGUCUUCCACAUUCCUAUGCUGUAAAAAUAACAUCACGUUUCUUUUUCAAAAUGUUAGUAACAAUAUGCUGCAAUGCAGUCUGUAAUUUGCAGGUACAGUCGGUUCACUAACCCAUGUCUGGAAGCCUGAAUUGAAAGGAUUCAGUGUAAUGCAAUAUGUCCAUUUUAUAGUUUGUUAAGUGAACCAGGUAAAUUUGUUAUGCACAAUUGUUUCUUUCAAUGUUUACAGAUCUGAGGUACAAAUGCUUUCUCCAUUUUUCUAUGUGAUGGCUGGUAUAGGUCUUAAUUUACAAACCUUGAUUUUAUGCAACAUUUCUUGAUUGAAUAAUGGUACAACUGCUGAAUAUUAAUCUGAAUUUAAGUCUAUGCUUCAACAUUUUACUGCUGAUAAUCAUUGAAGAAAUCUAUUUGUAUUAGUAUAGGUAUGUUUGUGUGUAUAUAUAAGUAUAUAUUAGUGCAUGUAUAGAUUUUCAGCAAUAUUUUUAGCUGGCCAUUGCAGGUAUUUGUUACAAGCUGUUCAUCCAUGGAGCUGUGACUCCACAUGGUGUAGAUAUUUCAGACAAUACAACUGCAUGAUGUUCAAAUGUUA